AUGGCCCCUUAUGGUAUUCGAAUAAAUUAAGUGUACAGGAUGCAGUGUUAAUGUGUCUGUACUGUUUGUGUGCCCUAACCUUCCAGCAUUCUACAAGCUUAGAGAUAUGACUGGUAAUGACGCCUUGCAAACGUACGACUACAAGACCUGGGGCAUUCAAGAGUGAGGGCCAGUAGUAGCUGCACUGCCAACAUGGGGUCCUUAGAGGUAGAAGGUGACAGUGGCCGACCUCAACACGAGCAUCACCUCAGCCUCCUGGACAACUUCAGCCAGUCCAAGCGGCAGCUCGAGCAACUCCUGGACGCCGAUGGUGACCUGGCACAGCUGGAUGGAAAGCUGCAGGAGUUGCAGAUGAUAACUACGGAAGCGGCCAGUCACCUACCCGCAGCCAGUUUGCGCUGGGUCCGAGAGCAGUUUGGGACACUGAGAGCACGGGUGGAUGAGGUCCGGGAGCGGCUCAAGCCACGCAAGCGAUUUGCCUUCAAAUCGGCACGGGGCCCCAGCUCAAAGGCAGGAGCGCCCCCUGAUUGUGAUGCCAGAUCCGAGGGGCGAUGCGAGUCGGGGCCAGGCUUCCCUGCCGGUGCCUCGAAGGAUGCCUCCACCUUGGGCUUCCAAGGCAGAUCAAGGGAAACGUUGAUGCUGUCCGACGUCAACGGCAAGGACAUGGAACUCGAUUCUCUCGAUACCUGCGAAGUGACUGUCCGUGGCUGUCUGGCGACACUGUUUGCACGCCGGCUUAAGAACUGCCACAUCCGGUGCGGACCUGUGGCCACCUCGGUGUUCGUGGAGGAGUGCGAGGGUUGCACGUUUCACGUUGCUUGUCAGCAGCUGCGAGUACACGACAGCCGCAAGUGCGAGUUCCGAGUGCACAUUCAGGCACGCUCCAUUAUCAAAGACUUGAAAGAGCUCCUGUUUGCCAAGUACGACUUUGCUUACGACGGAGACGAGCGAGACUGGUGUGCAUCGGGCCUAGACAGGAAUGUCAACAACUGGAACAAGGUGGACGACUUCAACUGGCUUGCAGCCGAUCAGCCCUCACCCAUCUGGAAGCUGUCACAUGUGUCGCCGGGUGACACCGAAUAGGGGGAUGGGAACACAUGGCACAAUAAAGACCCACAUCGUUGUGAAUGAGCGUGUC
Dermacentor silvarum is the source of this 1138-nucleotide messenger RNA. RefSeq names its product tubulin-specific chaperone C. The record is from RefSeq and is a predicted model, not a curated record. Lineage: Eukaryota; Metazoa; Arthropoda; Arachnida; Ixodida; Ixodidae. The transcript is spliced from 3 exons. The coding region runs from base 193 to 1083 and encodes 296 amino acids. Gene Ontology annotation, biological process: post-chaperonin tubulin folding pathway; tubulin complex assembly. Gene Ontology annotation, cellular component: cytoplasm.